AUGCUUCACUUGAAGGCGUUGUGUGCUUCAUGCAAGUAUCGGCCACCGAGCGCGGACAAGUGCAUCGAUGUGUCGUUACAAAUGACGGUGUUUGACCGAUUCUUCGCAUCGCCGCCUGGCGAGGAGCACUUCAAACAGUCCUGCACAAGAUUGUACUUCACCAUGGAAAAGGCUAUCGAGCUCAUGCAGAAGCUGUACAAGGAGCCCAUCAACACAGCGGAUGACAGCUCCGCACUGGGCUUGCGACUCGGCAAGAUGGCAAAGGACUCAAGCAUGGAGUUUGGUGGAGGAUCUGUGGGGAGUUUUUUCCUAUUGCUGCCCAGCUUCUUCCGAGAACGUUGGCUCGGAGAUGGAUCUGGUCUUCGCAGCAACAACUACUACUCCUACUCCUACGCCAUGACGGUCAUUGCCCAUUUGUGCACUAUGGCAGACGGGGAUGAGGAGUUCUUCCCGCACGUCUCCCUGUCUUUCACGUGCCACAGGAUCCUGUCUGAGCUGCCCAGGGCAGCAGCAACCUUCCUGAAGGCUCUGGAAUCAAGGACCAUCAACGUGGAAACUAAGGCAUCCUGCUUGGAGGCGGAAAUGCCUUUCAAGGGGGAGGGUGCACAGGGUGCUGCGAUUGCGGCACCGAGCCACAGCCAUCAGGCCCCGGCCAUUAAUCUUGGCCGUGGGCUUCUGGGUGCAGAUCCCUUGAAUCGGGACGCACUCGGCCCCGAUGCCGCCCAGCGACUCGCCCUCGCUAUUCAGGCGAUCGCUCAGGGCGUGCACGAUACCCGAGCUGACUUCGAAGUCUUGAGGGACGGGGUAUCUGUCCUCGUUGAAAAUCUCGAUGAAAGGAUCGAGGAUCUCCGUAAACGAUCUAUUACGGAGCUCGAUCAGAACUUCGAUGAGAAUCGUCGCAAUUACGAGCUAGCUCAAGAGCGACGAAUCGACGAUCACGGAACUCCCCAUGAGAAUUCGAGCAACUGA
Symbiodinium necroappetens is the source of this 969-nucleotide messenger RNA. Lineage: Eukaryota; Dinophyceae; Suessiales; Symbiodiniaceae. The record is from the annotation of a GenBank genome assembly.